AUGAAUAUAGAUCAAGAUGGUAUUAAGAUUGAAAGAGCCAUCGAAAAAAUUAAAGAUAAAACAGCUGUUAGAGAAGAUUUAGAAAAAGAGUUAUACGAUGUUCGUGAUUAUUUAAAAUUAUUAAAAAUAAUAGAUUCAAAAGGAUGGUCUUUAUAUGCUACCAAAGGAAGUGCUGCUUUUGAUUUACGUAGUAGUGAACAAAAAAUAGUUUUACCGUUUCAACGCAUGUUAUUUUCUACUGGUGUUUUUAUAUCAAAAAUGGAACAUGAUCUUCAAGGUUGGAUUACAUCCAAGUCAGGUUUAGCUUUAAAUCAUGGUGUUACAGUAAUGAAUUCGCCUGGAAUUAUCGAUUCUGAUUAUAGAGACGAAAUUUGUGUUAUACUUUAUAAUUCUUCUAUUGAAGCAUUUACUAUUACUGUAGGACAAUCUAUUGCACAAAUGACUUUUGUACCUGUUUUUUUUGCAGAAAGAAUUUCAUGGACUGUAGAUAAAAAUAAAAAUAGUCAAAUGGAAAUAGAAUCCAUGUUGUCUGAUAAUGAAAGAAAGGGAGGUUUUGGUUCGACAGGACUUUAA
Molecule: messenger RNA, 573 nt
Organism: Hydra vulgaris (swiftwater hydra)
Lineage: Eukaryota; Metazoa; Cnidaria; Hydrozoa; Anthoathecata; Hydridae
Source: RefSeq, a predicted model, not a curated record